Molecule: messenger RNA, 6093 nt
Organism: Linum tenue
Lineage: Eukaryota; Viridiplantae; Streptophyta; Magnoliopsida; Malpighiales; Linaceae
Source: the annotation of a GenBank genome assembly
UGAAUUUCUCCAGGACAAUUUCCCAUUUUACUUUCCCCGCCAUUUGUUUCCCCUUUCCCUUUACUCCCCCAAAAUUUCUUCCUCCGAAUUUUAGGGCUCCGAACCCUCUUUAGCCCGCUCUGCAACUUCAUAAGUCAGAAUCUGUCCUUCCUCAACUUGCUCUCUUAAUGCCCUCCCCCUUCGAACUGGAAUUCCUCCGGUUAGUCCAGCUAUGAGCAAUCCGGCUGCUAACCCCGGCGGUUCUUCUUCGGGCUUCGGCUCCCAAGGCGUUGGCCUCUCCAACACUAUACACUCGGAAGUUGCGCCAUACUUGCCCUUACCAUCGCUCCCGGUGUUCUGCGGCGCUUAUGAUCCGGAACUCCGGCUGUUCGACGACCGCGGCGGUGGAGACCUUUGGUACUUGAAUCGAAAUGAAAUUGUGGCUCAGUCUGCUAGAAUUGCCAGUAUGCUUGGCGAUACCGAUGUUUCCUACCUCCACCUUAGGAAUGAUGUGAGGCCGAUGAGUUUGGAUAAUGUGGUACCUUUGGAACUUCAUGACCAGAUUCUACGGCGCAAUCCUGAAGCAUAUGAGCAUCCCACUCAUGCCUUGGAAAACAAGCCUGUUCAUGUUGAGCCUAGCAACCUUGUUCCGCCUAAAGUGCAAAAUGGCAAUGAUCAGCAAAGCCGCCAGAGUAGCUCUACGCCUAAUGAUACUGAUUCAUCUAUGAGAAAACCAAAAGGUAAGAGGAAAGGCAGUGUGGCACCAGUGUCAGUAGAAGUGAGUGACCCUUCUGAGCUUGAACCAAGUGACCCUUCUGAACUACAGGAUGCUACUAUUAGGAACUUCUGUGAUAUACUGGAGGAAUUCUGUGGCAAAGCUGAAGUUGCAAAUGAUGAACGGGAUGAAGUGGAUUGGUUGGCGUUACCUGCUAGUGAUAUUAGAUUCCUUGUUAAUGAAAUCAUGUUACUUCGUGGAAAGAAACUUCUACAUUUGGUCCCACUUGAGGCCCUUGUAAGAUUGUUACAGAUUCUAGACCAUCAGAUACAUCGAGCAGAAGGCAUAUCAAUAGACCAAUUGGACCAUUCGGGCUCAGAUGCAGUCUCUUACGUCUUUUCUGCGUUGGAGUCUAUCCAUGCAGCUCUAGCUGUAAUGGCUCACAAUAGCAUGCCAAAACAGCUCUACAAAGAAGAGCUCAUUGAAAGGAUUCUGGAGUUCUCUAAGCAUCAGAUAUUGGGUAUUUUGUCAGCUUAUGAUCCAGCAUUUCGGGCUUUGCACAAGCCAAACGAACCCGAAGCAUAUGAAGGUGAUGAGAAUGAAGACCCUGAGGCUGAUUACUGUCGAUCAGGCAAGAGAAGGCGUGUUCAGAAGAGUGUGAAACUAAAGAAAUCAGCUUACAAUAAGGUCAACAGUGCCAUGAAUACAAUUCUACAGAAACUUUGCACUAUUAUUGGUUUAUUGAAGGAUCUGUUGUCGAUAGAGAGGUUAUCAGAUAGUUGCAUUUUACAAUUAGUGAAGACCAGCUUUACAACACUUGUGGUUGACAAUGUUCAACUCCUGCAGCUGAAGGCAAUGAGCCUACUUUGUGGGAUAUUCUUGUCAUACACACAACAUCGAUCCUAUAUUGUUGAUGAGUUGGUUCAGCUGCUCUGGAAGCUACCUGUCUCAAAGCGAGCCCUCCGAUCCUAUCACUUGCCUGAUGAAGAUCAAAAGCAGAUUCAGAUGGUCACUGCUUUGCUAAUUCAAUUGGUACACAGUAGUGCAAACCUUCCUGAAGCUUUAAGGCACGCGACGACUGGUCAUUCCAUCCUGGAAGUCUCUUUGGAUGCUACUUACAUCUCUAAAUGCCAUGAAGCUAUAACGGAAACAUGCUGUCUUUUCUGGACUCGUGUACUUCAGCGAUUUACGGCUGUGAAAGCUCAGGAUUCUGCUGAACUGAAGCUUCUCAUGGAAAACCUUGUUACAGACUUACUGACCACUCUGAACUUACCUGAGUACCCUGCUUCAGCUCUCAUUCUGGAGAAUGCUGGUCUAAAAUCCAAGGAUGUUUCUGCGCGAUCUAUGGCAAUUGAUCUUCUUGGCAUGAUUGCCACAAGUUUGAAGCAUGAUUCUGUCAGUUGCCGCCAGGAGAAAUUUUGGAUCUUACAAGCAUUAGACAGUGAAGAUGACGUGGGUUGUAGUUUCCCAAAAGAUGCAUGCUGUGUUUGCUUAGAUAGAAGAGUUGGGAAAGCACUGUUCAUGUGUCAAGGUUGCAACAGAUUGUUUCAUUCUGAUUGCACAGGUGGCAGAGAAUGUGAAGCCAAUCAGAAUUGGCAUUGUCAGAUUUGUCUGUGCAAGAAGCAGCUUAUGGUGUUACAGUCAUUCUGUAACAUGCAGUGCAAAGAUAAUGGGAGAGCAAACAGAUAUGGAUCUGCUAAAAGUUUCGAAACUGCUAAUAUGGUCACAAAAAUUGAAAUUAUUCAACAGACGCUUUUAAACUUCCUCCAAGAUUCUGUUUCUGCUGAUGAUAUGCAUCAGUUCAUCGGCUGGUUCUAUAUGUGCCUUUGGUACAAGGAUGAUUCAAAAUCUGAGCAGAGGUUGACUUAUGACAUCACGAGGCUAAAAUCAAAUCUUGUUGUGCGUGAUUCUGGUACUAGCCAUUCCAUGCUAACGAGGGACUCGAUGAAGAAGAUUACGUUAGCACUGGGACAAAAUAGUUCUUUUGCUCGAGGGUUUGACAAAAUUCUUCAUAUGCUUCUGGCAAGUUUAAGGGAGAACUCUCCUGUAAUCAGGGCCAAGGCACUGCGAGCUGUCAGCAUUAUAGUAGAAACUGAUCCAGAGGUCUUACGCGAUAAAUCCGUUCAAUUAGCCGUAGAGGGAAGAUUUUGUGAUUCUGCAAUUUCUGUUAGGGAAGCUGCAUUGGAACUGGUAGGAAGGCAUAUUGCUUCACAUCCUGAUGUUGGCCUGCAGUACUUUGAGAAGGUUGCUGAGAGGAUCAAAGACACUGGAGUUAGCGUCCGAAAGAGGGCCAUCAAAAUUAUCAGAGAUAUGUGCACUUCAAACGCCAACUUCACUCAAUUUACGACUGCUUGCAUUGAGAUAAUUUCUCGUGUUAGUGACGAUGAAUCAAGUAUUCAGGAUCUCGUCUGCAAGACAUUUUUCGAGUUAUGGUUUCAGGAACCUUCUGGUGUGCAGACAACGUUUUCUGGGGAUGGUAGUUCUGUACCUUUGGAGGUGGCUAAGAAGACUGAGCAGAUUGUUGAAAUGCUGCGGAGGAUGGCGAAUAAUCACCUCCUUGUCACUGUUGUUAAGCGCAACCUAGCCCUUGAUUUUUUCCCCCAGUCUGCUAAAGCUGUUGGGAUCAAUCCCAUGUCACUUGCAUCUGUUCGCAAGCGAUGUGAGCUAAUGUGCAAGUGCAUACUAGAAAGGAUACUGCAGGUGGAGGAAAUGAAUAACACUGAAGAGGAGGUGCAAACUCUGCCAUACGUGCUGGCCUUACAUUCAUUCUGUGUGGUGGAUCCAACCCUUUGCGUGCCAUCUUCUGACCCAUCUCAAUUUGUUGUCACGCUGCAGCCUUAUCUUAAGACUCAGGUUGAUAACCGAGUUGUUGCACAGUUUCUGGAGAGUAUAAUCUUCAUAAUUGAUUCAGUACUUCCCUUGAUAAGGAAGUUGACAUCAAGUAUUGUUGAAGAACUCGAGCAAGACUUGAAACAAAUGAUCGGGCGGCACUCAUUUUUGACAGUGGUGCAUGCUUGCAUCAAGUGUCUGUGUACGUUGAGUAAGGUUUCUGGAAAAGGGGCUAGUGUUAUUGAAUUCCUCAUACAGGUUUUCUUCAGGCGCCUUGAUGCUCAAACAAUUGAGAACAAACAGUUGAUAGGCCGUUCUCUGUUCUGCCUUGGGUUGCUUAUUCGAUAUGGAAAUCCAUUGAUUAGUGGGUCAAGUAGCAAAAACAUUGAUGUUGGAAGUAGUAUCAGCUUGUUCAAGAAAUACCUCAUAAUGGAUGACUUUAGUGUGAAAGUCAGAUCUUUGCAGGCUUUAGGAUUUAUCCUAAUUGCUAGACCUGAAUACAUGCUGGAGAAGGACAUUGGAAAAAUAUUGGGAGCAACUUUGUCAUCGAGUUCUCAUGUUCGCCUGAAGAUGCAAGCUCUGCAAAAUGUGUAUGAGUAUCUUCUGGAUGCUGAAAGCCAAUUGGAAACCGAUAAAGCCAGUAACGAUGCUCAAAAUUCGGUUGGAGCUGGUCAAAGGGUGGUACCUGUUGCUGCAGGUGCUGGGGAUACCAACAUCUGUGGUGGGAUUAUCCAGUUAUAUUGGGAUCACAUUUUGGGAAGGAGCUUAGAUUUGAAUGAGGAAGUUCGCCAGACUGCACUGAAGAUUGUCGAGGUGGUGCUCAAGCAAGGUCUAGUUCACCCUAUUACUUGUGUUCCCUACCUCAUAGCACUUGAAUCUGAUCCGUUAGAGUCGAACUCGAAGUUGGCACAUCAUCUAUUGAUGAAUAUGAAUGAGAAGUACCCAGCCUUCUUUGAAAGUCGAUUAGGCGAUGGUCUUCAGCUAUCGUAUUCAUUCAUGCAUGCUCUCUCUUGUACCUCUAAUGAAAAACCAAACCAAAGGCUCCCACCUAAGUCAGCUGGGAAUUCCAAAGGAAAGUAUGAAACUGGUGCUCUGACUCAGGCUAGGCUCGGAGUUUCUCGGAUCUACAAGCUUAUUCGUGGGAACCGUGUCUCGAGAAAUAAAUUCAUGUCUUCAAUUGUGCGCAAAUUUGAUAAUCCAGUCCGUAGUGAUUCAGUGAUUGGCUUUCUACUGCACUGUACCGAAGUGCUUGCUCUACUGCCAUUCACUGUUCCGGAUGAACCACUGUAUCUCAUUUAUUCUAUAAAUCGGGUGAUCCAAGUUAGGGUUGGGGCACUUGAGGCAAAUAUGAAGGGGCUAGUAUUGCAUCUGGCAGAAAGAGCUGCACGGAAAGCUCACUAUCAGAAUGGGUUACUUCAGGAAGAAGCAACUCAGCUCAGUGUCGGACAAGUGGGCUCAAUGGACUUGAAUCACAUGGCUAAGGAAGAAGAGCCAGUUGAUCGAGCACAGUCCAAUCCUUUGAGAAAUUUCGAUUUGAAUGGAACGUGUAAAGACGAGCCACCUGGCCAUUCAGUCUCCACUUCAAGUGAUCCAAAUACGACAAGACAUAUGAACAUAGUUGAACCUUGCAGCCUCUCCCAGGAUGAUAUAAACAGAAUCCAGGUAACUCACCAGUCUCUGUUCCUGUGGUUGAAACAGGUUGAUUGUCUCGCUGCCACUGCUUUGCAGCUUCUUCUGAAGCUGAAGAGGCACCUAAAGAUUGUGUAUGGCCUGAAUGAUUCCCGCUGUCAGGUCUUUUUACCGAAUGAACCCCCAAAACCUGGAGAGAAUCUAUCCAGGCAGACUGUUCCUUUUGAUGUAAGUGAUGUCCGGACUAGCUUGCCCACAACGUAUCAGGAUCUGGUACAGCGAUAUCAGGACUUAAAAAAUGCGCUGAAAGAAGACACAGUGGAUUAUGCAACUUACACAGCAAACAUCAAGAGGAAGCGCCCGACUCCUAGGAAGAAACCCGGACGAGGAGCGCCAGCUUCCCAAGACAUGUAUGAUGAUGACGAUGCAAACUUGACGGGUGGCAGUGCGGUCAGGAAGCGGACAACUCCCAGGAAGAGAAUUGGGCGCACAUUGGCCGAUGACAUGGACGAUGACGAUGAUUAUGACGAUGCAGACUGGAUGGGUGGAGGCAGGAGGUUAACUGGUAGCAGCACGAGAGGGAACAGAUCAGCAGGCAGACAGCGAUGAUUCUGAUGAAUAGGUAUUGUAUAUACGAUGAAAUAGCAUAUGCAUAUAUAUGCUAACCAGUGUACAUGAAGUUUAGUUGGCUACAGGGAAUAGAGCUAUAGGUGGGAUAGAUCUUUAUUGUAGAAUGACAGGAGAAGAGAAAGGAAUAGGGACUUUUAGGUGGAAAUGCUCAGAAAGCAUGAAGAAACAUGAAGAUUGUUUCUUCUUCAGAGUAGUUUGUAACUUGUAGCUGUAGCUUUCUGCUGCUGUUUCCAUCUUGUAAUUUUUUUGUCCAGAACAGUUUUAACUGCCGAUUCUUUUCUCGAAAUGAAAGUCAAGGAUUUGAUUACUGG